Laetiporus sulphureus 93-53 is the source of this 669-nucleotide messenger RNA. RefSeq lists its product as uncharacterized. The transcript has 2 exons. NCBI's taxonomy places the organism in Eukaryota, Fungi, Basidiomycota, Agaricomycetes, Polyporales, Laetiporaceae. The record is from RefSeq and is a predicted model, not a curated record. The coding region runs from base 1 to 669 and encodes 222 amino acids.
AUGUAUCAAAAUACCCGGGUCCAUACGGUAAUGUGCUUUACAGUGUCCCGUGAUGCAUCAUAUAAUGCUUUACCGGCUACAGCGAUGCAUCAGACAGAGGACUUGUGUGAGUUGCUGGAACCAGACAAAAAUGGAGGUGACAACAGCGAGGACGAGCACUCUCCAUUGGAAAGCUCUACAAGGAAUGGUGGCCCGGGGACUAGUAGCGAUGAUGAAAGCAUAGCGACGGAUGCAUCUGAUUCACAAGACGAAGACGACCUUAGCUUCACACUCCCUAACCGGCGACACAUCGCAAGUGCCGGUGUCGAUCAGCAGGCCGUCGCACGCGUUUUCUUCGAGCUUGAAAGAGCAGCCCCCAAGAUGCAAGAGCUAAGCCAGUAUCUCAGCAAUGUUCCAGCACUUAUUAGAACAGAAGAUGUGGAACGCGCGGCUGGAUUCCAAGACAAGCUUCUCAUGCUCACUCGUCAGCUAUCAAGAUUGUUGAUCAGCCAUGAUCAUCGCAUCGAUUCUCUGCAAGUAGCAACCCCAGGUGCUCUGGAUUCCAUGCUGCAAGAUCGACCAAAGACGCCGCUGCCAACGCAAUGCAAGCGACGAGCAGGGACUGACUCCCUCCUUGGUGCAUCUCCAGAGAAAACUCAAAGACGAAAAGAUUCACACGCACCACAUUAG